AUGAUAUUAAAAUUUUUGAAGAGUGUGAAAUUAAAAGAGAAGAUAUAUUUUAUACAAGUAUGGAAUUCAUGUCAUAAUUCAAAUUUAGUUAUUAAACAUUGUGAAAAGACAAUUGAGGAUUUAGGAAUUGGUUAUUUAGAUUUAUAUUUAAUUCAUUGGCCAAUUGCAUUUAAAAAUGCAAAUCCAUCAGAUGUUACAAUUGAUUGGAUAAAAGAUGAAAAUGGUUAUCAAAAAAUUGCACCAAUAUCAAUUCGUGAAACUUGGCAAGAAAUGGAAAAAUUAGUUGAACUUGCUGCAUAUAGUCCAUUAAGUAGAGGUAAAUGUGAUUUUUUUAAUAAUGAAAUCCUAAAAUCAAUAGCUGAUAAAUAUAAAAAAUCAGUUGCAAAUGUUAUUUUUAAAUGGUUAAAUCAAAGAGGUAUUGCAGCUAUUCCAAAAUCUGCAAAUCAUUCUCAUAUAAUUUAA
Dictyostelium discoideum AX4 is the source of this 462-nucleotide messenger RNA. RefSeq lists its product as hypothetical. The transcript is spliced from 3 exons. NCBI's taxonomy places the organism in Eukaryota, Evosea, Eumycetozoa, Dictyosteliales, Dictyosteliaceae. The coding region runs from base 1 to 462 and encodes 153 amino acids. The record is from RefSeq and is a predicted model, not a curated record.